CGAGGUCAAGGAAUAGACGAUAGGGUUAGAACUUAGGAGCUGUUUUUUUGGAGUAUUCGAACGCAACCCUGGACUAGGACAGACAAUAUGGAACCACGGGCAUGCUGCUGCACAAGUGUCUCCAGGGAAGGGAUAGAGAGGAUGUGGGACUGAUGGAUACGUAUGAGGGGCCGUUAGGGACAUUAUUCACAAAUACCGUUCACACACACACAUUACUCGUUGGCUUACAUUUAAAUAAUGAGUAGGUUUUCUGUUGAUUGUGCAUUUUGGAAGUUAGUUUCCGCAAACAAAGUUACAGUUAUUUAGAAAACAUUCUGUUAUCAGUUCCUUUCACCUGGUAAGAGGGCUAUUAUUUUACUUUCUGCGCGUUUCUGUGUAGCUUUUGAUGCGAUGUGCAUACAUGGGGUGGGAUUCAUCUUGACACAUUGCAUAUCUUUGAUACUACCAACGCUUGUUGAGCUGUGUGUUGCUAAGGAACGUCACAAUGUCCUUUCUGGUCCAAUCAAUGUUGGAGAAAGAUGUCACCUGCUUUAAACUGACCAACCAGAGAGACUCUAACGCAUUGAAGACUUCACUACAACAGACUUUGUCAUGUUAUGUUUAUGUCAACUUGUUCAUUUUGCCUCCUAAACUAAAAACGGUGCUCUGCCUAUGACAUUUAUGUUCAAGUCCUGAAGAAUAUAAUUUGGUUUCUCAUAUGAGGAAAGCAAUGAGAACUCGGUCAAGUUCUCCUCCAAUCCAUCUUCACAUCAGCGACUCCACCCCGGUCCACGUGCACGUGAAGAGCCAGAGGAGUCCUGCCAGCCAGCCUCAGGAGAAGACCAACGUGGACAGGGGAAACCUCCGUCCUACAGCCAAGGUCAAAACUCGAGUUCCAUGGAUACCACCGGGAAAGGCUUCCAUACGGGACGCUUCAUACAAGUGGGAGGGUCCAACGCACCGCCUUGAGAUCACCCCCCCCACUCCUGAAGUGCCUGAACACUCCCAGUCUGCGCUGCGACUUGCUGACCUCACGUCAGAGGAAGAGGAGGGGCUGCACGGGCGGAUCAGCCAGUAUGAGAGGAAGAUCGAGAGCUUACUGACUGAGGUCAGCUCUCUGAAGAAUGAGGUGGAGCUGCGGAAGAAGGAGCAGCUGCUGGAGCGUCAGUCGGAGCAGCUGAGUGUCUCCCAGCGGGUGAUGGAGGAGCAGGAGGAGCAGCUGGAGGAGGUAAGCAAGGAGCUGCAGCACACUGAGAGAGAGAACUCACGACUGCGCCUGUCCAUGGAGAAGAUGCUGGAGGAGAGCGACUACAACAGAGGGGACGGGGGCAGUCUGCAACAAGACCGAGCAGCUCUGCACAGGACGCUGAUGGAGGCUGAGGGGGGGGGGGCAGCAGCGGCCCAGCAGCUCUCUGCCCUGAGAGACUCUGUUUCCAAACUGUGCUCUGCUGCUGGCACUAGGCUGUCCGGCUCAGAGUCUGCAGGCCUGGCCCAGCAGAAGGAGCUGCUGCUACAGAAGCUGGACACCUUUGAGUCCACAAACAGAACUCUGCGGCUCCUCCUCAGAGAGCAGCACAGGGCCCAGAUGGAGUCAGAGCGAGUGUCCGAGCAGAAAGACGCAUUUCUGAAGAGACUGGCCGACACAGAGGCACACAACGCUCAGCUUGUGGUACAACUUCAAGAGAAGGACAGAGAAGCGAAUCAACUCUGCAGACUUCUGGACAGUGAGAAGGACAAUGCCAAGAGCUCAUCUGAUUUGUCCAAGAGUCUGGAGUCAACCAGAGCUCAUUUACAAGGACAGCUGCGGAGCAAAGAGGCUGAGAACAACAGGCUGACUGUGCAGAUAAAGAACCUGGAGCGAGCAGCCAGCCAGCAGAAGGUGGAGAUGGAGCGUCUGACGGAGCAGCUGGGGGGGCUGAGGCGGCAGGCCGGUGCAGAUCGAGAGGCUCUGAAACGCGCCACGCGAGCUCAGAAACAGCGGGCAGAGCGCAGCGAGGACACGGCGGGCCAGCUGAGUGUCCAGCUGCUGGACAUGGAGAAGCAGCUGCUGGAGGCACUGUCUGCAGCUGAGGCCUGGCAGAGUCGCCAUGCCCAGGAAGAGAAGGACAGGAGUAAACUGGAGGGAGAGCUGUCUCUGUUGAACAGCCGUGCAGCAGAGCUGACGGAGGAGCUGCAGAGUGCGGGGGAUAAAGGCCGAGCAGAGAGAGAGGCCCUGCUGGAGAGGCUGCAUGCACUGACCUCACAGAGCACCGGGGCCAAACUGGAGACCCAGGCCCUUAAGGCUACAGCCUCUGCAGUGGAGGAGAAGCUGGCCUUGUCUCAGUCAGAGCUCCAGCAGGUCAAAGCAUCCAUCCUGCAGUAUGAGAGCCUGCUGGACAGCUACAAGAUCCAGGUUGGGAAAACCCGUGGCGAAGCCGAUGAGUACCGUGCUCGGCUGGCUCAGGCGGAGCGGCAGGCCCAGGCGGUGCGAGGGGGGCUGGAGCAGGAGCUGGAGGAGGUGCGCAGGGAGCUGCUGGAGCGCCUGGCGGAGCUGGAGCCUCUUCCUGAAGCCGUACGACGCUCCGAACUCCAGCUGCAGGAGACCCAGGACAGGGAGCGCAGCCAGGAGAGACGCAGCAUGGAGCUCAGCACCACCCUGACCGACCUCCGCAUGAAGGUGGAGACGCAGGGCAGCCAGGUGGAGCUCCUGAGACAGAAGAACAAGCUGCUGCUGGGCGAGAACAGACAGCUGCAGCACAAACUGGAGACAGGGGAGAGAAACCUGGAGGAGGCUGCCAGUCAGAACUGUGAGCUGCUGGCGGUCAUUUCCAAACGGGAAGACUCCAUCCACAGCAAUCAGCUCCGCCUGGAAGAGAAGAGCCGGGAAUGUUCCAUGCUGAGCCGGAAGCUGGAGGAGGCUCUGGGUGACGCUCGCCAACAGAUUUCAGAAACUAGAGGACUUGCUGCCACUAAAGAACGCUCCACCCAGUCCAAAAUCAUCGACCUAGAGACUCACCUUAGCAGGACUACCUCCGAAAUCAACCAACUGCGGCGCAGCAAAGAGGAGGUGGAGCGGCGGUACCAGAGCCGACUGCAGGAUGUGAAAGAUCGCCUGGAGCAGUCAGAUACCACAAACCGCAGCCUGCAGAACUACGUCCAGUUCCUCAAAGCCUCCUACACCAACGUGUUUGGAGACCUGGCCCUGGGCGGCUCUCUGCGGUCCCCCUCACCCAUCUGACAGCCCCUCUUAGUCUGGCUGCCAGCAUUGUGAAACCGGACAUGUUGAGUACCCCAAAGUUUUAUGUUGGAAAUGUAUAGUAGGGUCCCCAGCACAUAUAAACUGCUGGAUGCUAACCUGCAUAUGUUGGGCAAUUUGCAUAAUUAGUAUUUGCAUUAAUUAGCAUUAAACCCAUGCAGUCAAUAGUUAAAAAAAUGGCUGACAUAUUUUCUAUUUUCAAAUAAAUAGGCAAUUUGUCCAAUCCAAAUGAUCCAGAGUCCCCUAAAUCUUCAAAAUCAACCCAAAAUGCAUCAAAAUCAGCCCACAGAGAGUACAACUAUUGGCUUUUCCUGGUUAAAACUGCCAUUUUUUAUCCUGUAAAAAUGUCAGAAAUGGACUCCUCAAUAACGCCCAAAACCCCUCCAAAAGUACCCAACAUAUGCAGGUUAGCAUCUGGCAGUUUCUAUGUGCUGGGGACCUGUACUAUACAUUUCUAACAUAACACUUUGGGGUACUCAACAUGUCUGGGUUCACAAUAGGACUCUGAGCUGGCAGCUAGACUAUCUGUCAGAGUAUUGUGCACACAGUCCAAAACCGUACGGGGGUUUGAACCUCAUACAUUUAGAUUUCAUCACAAGAGCUGGAGGCCAUUAAGAUGCUCGGUCUGUUGCCUGGUUACUUGGUUCAAACCAGGGAGGAGCAAGAGUAUAUAUUGGCUGUUAUCUAGUAGGGCUCUUAGAAUGUAAGACUUACCUAUGUUAAAAUGUCUUUAGAAAUGAAUUUGUAGACAAUACAAUUUUAUUAAAGAAAUUAGAAAAAUCUGAAAAAUAGAUAUUUUGUAAUAUCAAAGCCCUUAGAUAUAUGAUUUGAAAAUGUGACUUCUAGUUGUACCCAAAAAUACACAGAGAUAGGGCAACUGUUGAAGAAUAGAUUUAUACUCACCUCUAACAACUUAAACUCUACUCAUGCUUAUUUUACCAGAAGCUUAAAUCCACUAAAUUCAUUUCCAACACCUUUGACUAAUUAAAAAAAAUGAUUGUGAAAACUACAGAAAGGAGACAAGGGCUUCUCGAUGUAUCAGGUACAAUGCAAAACACGGCAGCAGAGGGAACUGUGUGCAGCUAUCAUCUCCCCUCCAAUUUUCACACUGAAAUACUGCGGCCACAAGGCCCGUCUGUGGUGUAUAAAGUCAUUUGGCUACAGUCUGACUGGAUACCUGUUGGCAUCACUAAAACUAAAAAAUAUGUUUAGCUUUUUAAAGGGAGAAAUAAAGUAAAACUUGUGUCACUGUAUUCAAAUGUUUCGAUACCAGGACAUGCUGUGAACAACUGUGAUCAGAGAGAAUAAUAAUGCAGGUUAAUGUGGGUUUACAAAAGCACAGCGUGGUAAGAAAAUGUUAAACUUUGACAUGCUCUGGGUUUGAAGGUUCACACAAACUGCAGCUGUGGUGCUGGGCACUUCAUCUACCCAGCUCUGCUGCUGAACAUCUGAUCCACCAGCACUCAGGUUCUGAUCUCACUGAGGAACUAAUGGAGCCUUACAGUGUGUACUCCACUGCUCUGCAAAAUGAGUAGUGACAUACUGAAUAGAAGCUGUAGAAGUUCAGAGAGAGAGCUUAUCUGAUGUCAUUUUGAAGACAUUGUUUUGGCGGUUUUUUCAACCUAUAUUUCCAACAUUUUUUCACCUAUUUGACGCUGCCUUGAAGCUUUCAGAUUGAAUGUUUGGAUUGGAUAGUAUUUGAAAUGCCAAAAACAAUUGGAAACGGUCAUUUCUUUAUCAAGCCUUCACAGCAUCUUUUUAUUUUCAACCUCAGCUAGAAAUGUUAUCUGUAAUAUGUCUAUUACUAGAAUUACCAGACUACAUACUGUAUUUGGACUGCUUUAUACUAAAACUAUGAUCCGUUUACAUUUAUACAACUCAGUAGCCAAGCCACCCAUAACAUUAUCUGCUUAUAUUAAGUGUAUCUAUGCUCUGUGAUCAAAUGGAGCUGAAAACAUUGGUGCUACUGCUGUCCUUUGGCACAAGACAAGACCGUGUUUGAAAACAAUAUUAUAGUGAACUCAAUAGUUGUUGUCUGGUCUUAGAGUGUAUUUAUUAACUGAAAAAUGUACAGUAUUUUCACUGGUAACUUCAAUAAAACAUGUUUUUAUACCCGA
Trematomus bernacchii (emerald rockcod) is the source of this 5331-nucleotide messenger RNA. RefSeq names its product outer dense fiber protein 2-like. The record is from RefSeq and is a predicted model, not a curated record. Gene Ontology annotation, cellular component: centrosome. Gene Ontology annotation, biological process: regulation of cilium assembly. NCBI's taxonomy places the organism in Eukaryota, Metazoa, Chordata, Actinopteri, Perciformes, Nototheniidae.